Molecule: messenger RNA, 2271 nt
Organism: Zygotorulaspora mrakii
Lineage: Eukaryota; Fungi; Ascomycota; Saccharomycetes; Saccharomycetales; Saccharomycetaceae
Gene: COG3
Product: Golgi transport complex subunit COG3
Exons: 1
Coding region: 1-2271 (756 amino acids)
Biological process (GO): intra-Golgi vesicle-mediated transport; autophagy; cytoplasm to vacuole targeting by the Cvt pathway
Cellular component (GO): cis-Golgi network; membrane; COG complex
Source: RefSeq, a predicted model, not a curated record
AUGACGAGGGCCCGGAGAGACUCAAUUGUAUCGAGCAUUGCAUCGCAUGGCCGCGGUACAGAAUAUCAGACCGUUCCGCAUCUACUUGAUGAUAGUUACCUUUUCAAUCAACUUGAGAAGCUUUCAAUUACAAUUGCGGAUGAUCAAGAGACCUCUAAGAAGCCACUGGAAUCCCUGAGGAGUGGCAAGGCUCCUAGUUCCGCUGUCGGUACGGUUGAUAGAUAUGAAAAAUACGUGGUAUAUUUGCAACAACUAGAUAGGAAUAUUCAACAAUAUGACACUAUUAUGGCACAGUCCAAGCGGGUAAAUGCCGAACUAACGCAAUCGAUUGAGAAGUUUAAUAGUAUAUCUUCUAAUACCACGAAGUUCGUGAACAAGACGAGGAAUUUGUAUGAGGAAACUACUGAGUUAACUAAGCUGUACGAAGGCAUCUCGCCUGUUCUGCAAUAUUUCGACACGCUAGAACCAAUUAUUAGACGUUUGAAUCACUCUUCCUCAGCAAACCUUGUGAGAAAAAAUUCUUUCAAAACGAUGCUCUCGAACUUAGAUUCAUCUCUAAUUUUUUUGGACUCACAUCUCGAUUUCAGAGACUCUGAGAAAUAUAGGAUAAAAUUCAAAAGAUGUUUGAUUAGAGCUUGUGAGCUAAUUGCACAUUAUUUGAAAAAUCUCCUAACUCAAAUUUUCUUUGAAAUCAAUGAAAAGUUAUCAGGCCGCUCAGCGACUGUUUCAAAAGUCUCUACGGGGCCAUUGCUAUAUAAUAAAUUCGCGAUGAGCGCAGAAGAUUAUUAUGCACAAGUAAUUGAGAUAACUUCAAGAGCAAACAAUGACAAAUUUGCAAGAUAUCAUGACGAAAUAAACUCUAUUUUAAAUGGGUGCUACGAUCAGUAUUUUCAAAUUCGUUCGAAGCUGUUACAACCAGUGACAUCGACACUUAUUAAAGAAAUUACAAAUAAUGAGAAGGAAUACAACCUGGUUGAGUUUAUUCAAGAAGGUAAGUCAUAUUAUCAACAGCUCUGUAUUGAUGAAUAUAACCUGUUUAUUAAAUUUUUCCCAAAGGAGCAAUCUCACCAAAGAAUUAAUCAGUGGCUUUGUCAGCUCUGUGAGCCAUUAUACGAUGGUGUGCGAACACAAAUAUUACGUGAAACAGAAAUUUCAACGCUGUGCGAUUCAGUUACACUGUUCUCGCAGUACUACGAAUUUGAAGAAAACUCAGAAGAGUAUUCCAAGCAAUUCCAUGAUAUCAAAUUUGACAAAGUUUUCGAGCCAAUUGUUCAAAAAUUGCAAGCAAGGUUAAUCUUGAGAGUUCAGAUUUAUAUUCAAGAGAAUAUUGUCAAAUAUACACCUACCAAGGACUCAUUCAUCAUCUCUAGAAGGAAAAAAACAGGUGAGAAAUUGGAGACCCGGGAAGAAGAUCAUUCUGAUCCUGAAAAAGACCUUACUCGGCCCUCAAUUGUUCAUGUGUGGGAUAAUGAUGCAGGAUCUUACUACCCGACACUAAUAAAAUCACUUUGGCUUUUGUCAAAGAUUUAUGAAAUGGUAAAUUCCGUUAUAUUUGAUGACCUCGCACAUCAUAUUGUGCAUGAUUGUCUCUUAUCGUUAAGAAAGGCUUAUGAUAUGGUACAAUCUUCUUCAAGUGGUGUUAAUAAUCUUGAUAUUAAGCUAGCGUACUUGAAAAACUUAUUAAUGCUGCGUCAGGAAAUUCAAAACUUCAACAUACAAUACACGGUAAACGAAACUUACUUAGACUUUUCUGGGGUUGAAGCAUUUUUCAAAUCGACAUCAGAUGGAUCGAGAGGGCAAAGCGCAACAUCUAUUUUUAGUGUUGCAAAAUCACUUGUUCCCAAAGUUGUCAAUAGUAUGGUGGAUGCACGAACAGAACUAAUGGCUGAAUUGCGUAACCUUAUCAAAGAUUUCACUGACUGUGUGGCAAAAUCUAUAACAGAAGAUACCUUAAAAGUGGAUAACCUGCAUGACCAAGAUUUAUUGAAAAAAAAUCUAGAACUAAGGAAUAACAUUGAAGAACAUCUACCCCACAUACAUGCUCAAAUCUGUAAUUUCAUCGAGGAUAGUGAAAUAGUCAUUCAUUUGCUUGAUGCCAUACAGGAAACGAUCAUCCGGUCUUAUGAUGCUUUUUAUGAAAAUGUAAGUGAAAAAGCUGAAAACGGUGGCCUGGACAAAAGUCAAGUCUCCGAGUUGAUGUAUACUGAUGUAUUUGCUGAUUUCAUUAACAAAGUCACAAAUAAAUUGGUGGAAAGUAUCGAAAUAAUGUAG